This is a messenger RNA of Cherax quadricarinatus, 603 nucleotides long. NCBI's taxonomy places the organism in Eukaryota, Metazoa, Arthropoda, Malacostraca, Decapoda, Parastacidae. The record is from RefSeq and is a predicted model, not a curated record.
AUGGGGGUAGCUCGGGAGCCCUUUUUGGGUCUAGCUCGAGAGCCAUUCAUGGGUCGGACUCAGAGAGCCCUUCAAAAGGGUCAGUACUUGGGUGAAUUAUCUGGAAGAGAAGGAUUCUGUAUCAGCCCCAAGAGUAGAGGAACCAUCACGCUUAAGUCAACAAAUGUACACGAUCAUCCAAAUAUUGAUCCUCAGUUUCUGUCACAUCCAGAUGAUGUCAUUGCUCUUGUUAAAGGGAUAAAGGUCGCCUUGGUGGUGGGCAACACCUCAGCCUUCAUCAACAACUUUGGAACUAAGUUUUAUGAUAAGCCUCUCCCUGGGUGCACCGGUGAAAUACACGGUUCCGAUUCCUACUGGGUUUAUGUCCAUCACAUGUCUACAACUUUCUGCCAUCUUACUGGGGACUGUAAGAUGGCACCAGCUUCAGAUCCUCAUAGUGUGGUGGAUCAUACACUAAGGGUUCGUGGAGUGGGAGGACUGAAAGUAGUGGAUGCCUCCAUUAUGACGUUUAUUACCACUGCUAAUACAAAUGCUCCUACUAUUAUGAUUACCGAGAAGGGAAUAGAGAAAACUCGACAAGUACCUCGACCAUAUGUAGGAUAA